This is a messenger RNA of Drosophila busckii, 1111 nucleotides long. Gene Ontology annotation, biological process: regulation of transcription by RNA polymerase II. The transcript has a single exon. The record is from RefSeq and is a predicted model, not a curated record. Bases 134 to 1012 code for a protein of 292 amino acids. Gene Ontology annotation, molecular function: DNA binding. Gene Ontology annotation, cellular component: transcription regulator complex; nucleus. NCBI's taxonomy places the organism in Eukaryota, Metazoa, Arthropoda, Insecta, Diptera, Drosophilidae.
CAUUAAGUGUUGCUGCUGCAGCCCUGGGGUGCUGCUGUCCCUGGUUAGUUGUUGACACUGCUGUGCGACAAGCGACAAGCGACGUGACGAAAAAGUGAAACGCCAAACUUACCAAAAAUUUGAUUUUGUGCAAAUGGCAAAAAUGUUGGACAGCUUUCAACUGAUCGCUGAGGUGCGACAACGUCCAGUGCUGUGGGAUAGUCGAAUCGCAUUGGCGGAGCGAAGGAGUCAGAUAUGUGCGGCCUGGCAAGAAGUGGCAGAUGCAAUGCAGCAGGAAGUGGUCGUUUGCAGGAAGAGAUUCAAAGGACUGCGCGACAGCUACAGGAUGGAGGUGCGCAAAAUGCAAAGUGGAAUGAAGAACGCGACCACUUGGAUCUACUUUGGUCUGCUGGAAUUUAUGCGUGGCAUAUUCGAUCCGAACAAUUUGCUGACAUUGGCCAUAGAGCCGCCAGCCGCUGAUAUGGAUAUUGAGGAGCAAAAGGUUAAAAUUGCGCAGCAGGACGAGUUUGUAAUCGAUAUAGACGAUAACGAUGAAGAUGAUGAUUUUGAUUUCGAAAUCUUGGGCGAUAUCUUUAAUCCAGGCCAAGCACAAGCCAGGCCGCCAUCGCCUGCGCUACUCAAGCGGCUGAUGCCGCCGCCGCCGCCGCCCCCGCCGCUGCCUGCAAAGCCAACAAAACGCGCUCGCCCAUCGACUUCAGUGGAUAGAAACAGCAGCAGCAGCAGCCCAUUGACAGCUGCAGCGGAGCCAGCGAAUGCCAAACAGGAUGAUGCGGAUUAUAAUUUUCUGAUCAGUUUGCUGCCACAUGUCAAAGCUCUGUCCAGCAUGAACAACAUGAAGUUUCGCACUGAAGUCAGCCACAUGCUGAUGGAGCUGAACCACGAGCAGGAGGCUCAAGCUCAAGCUCAAGCUCAAUCGCAGCGUGUUAAGAGUCCUCAGACAAUUUUGCAUACAUCACCAAUCGAAUGUGAUGUUAAAAUCGAAAAUGAGCCAAUGACUGAUACUGACGCCUGAUGCUGAAUCUCAACGAAUUUUCAUACACACACACACACACACAUUUUCAACUUAAUUGUUUACUCACGCAUAUUACAUAUUAAACAUUAAACACUUUGU